UCCUUGUGACCGACUUGUUCGCCUACAAUGCGGCACUUCUUCGGGCUGCAGUUGUAGAUUAAGWCAGUUUAAUUGCUGUUAAGAAGAUAUCAAAAACAGAGAUUCUUCAAGGCGUUAGGGCAUCUCUUUCGCCAAUAUGUCGGGAGAAUCGGUGAAAGUCGCUGUACGUGUUCGGCCCUUCAAUUCCAGGGAGAAAGAUCGAGGUUCAAAAUGUUGUAUUGAAAUGCAAGGGGCACUGACACAAAUCAGUGACCCAGAUAACCCAGGAGCUGCGCCGAAAGAUUUUACUUUCGACUUUUCGUACUGGUCUCAUUCGGGGAUGCAAGAGGAUGAAAACGGUUACCUCCAUCCUGCAAUUGAGAAAUACGCAGAUCAAAGAAAGGUUUUUAAUGAUCUYGGAGCUGGUGUUUUGAAGAAUGCAUUCGAGGGCUUCAAUUGUUCUCUUUUUGCUUAUGGUCAAACUGGUGCUGGUAAAUCAUAUUCUAUGGUGGGAUAUGGUGUUAACAAGGGUAUUGUUCCUAUUACUUGUGAUGAGUUAUUCAAGCGUAUGGAUGCUAACACAGAUGCUGGUGUUAAAUACCAAGUAACGUUCAGUAUGUUGGAGAUUUAUAAUGAACAAGUUCGUGAUUUGUUGACUAAAGAUAAUCCCAAAGGAGGUCUUCAGGUUCGUCAAAACCCAAAAGAAAACUCCUUCUUUGUCCAAGGCCUCAAAAAAGUAGCUGUUGGUAGUUAUAAAGAAAUUGAAAAGAGAACAGAUGAAGGCACAUCAAAUAGAACUGUUGCUGCAACACAGAUGAACGCAACAAGUUCACGUGCCCACACGGUAGUUACAAUCAUGUUUGACCAAAUUUCCAAGAAUGAAUCAGGACAGGAAACAAAGAAAAGUAGUUAUAUUAACCUGGUGGAUUUAGCAGGUAGUGAAAGAGCUGACAGUACAGGUGCAACUGGAGACAGACURAAGGAAGGAGCCAACAUCAACAAGUCAUUGUCUGCUCUCGGCAAUGUCAUUUCUGCCCUUGCUGACUUGUCCAUGGGUAAAAAGAAAGUGCUGGUUCCAUAUCGAGACUCUGUACUUACAAAACUAUUACAAAAUGCCUUGGGUGGUAACAGUAAAACUAUUAUGAUUGCUGCUCUGUCUCCUGCUGAUAUCAACUAUGAUGAAACUCUUAGUACCCUUAGAUAUGCUGACCGUGCAAAAAAGAUCAAAAACAAAGCCGUUGUCAAUGAAAAUCCCAUGGAUAAGCUGAUUAGAGAAUUGAAAGAAGAGAACGAUAAACUGAAAAAAGCRCURGAUGGAGGUGCAUUACCUGUUGGUGGAGGUGGUAACAUGACACCUGAAGAGUUGGCAAAAAUGCGCAAAGAGAUGGAGGAAACAAUUCGUGCUCAACUUGAAGCAAACAUGGAAAACAUGACAAGCUGGGAUGAAAAGCUUCAAGUGCAGAGAAACGAAGACAUGAGUGCAGAUAAUGAAGCCRGCGAAAGAGCUAAAAAGCUUAAUUCAGUGCCACACAUUGUAAACCUGAAUGAGGACUCUCURCUUUCUGGUGUAGUUGUACACUUCUUGGAUAAAGAUGAGGUAACUAUUGGUAACAAGAAGGCUGAUCCUGCACCAAGCAUCCUACUAAGUGGUCUCAGCAUUCAGAAGCAGCAUGCAGUCAUAACUGUGAAGGACAGUGAAAUCACCAUCAAACCAGCUGUGUCAGGAUCCAAGACGAAAGUGAAUGGCAUGCCAUUGACAGGGGAAACACCACUUAAACAUAUGGAUAGAAUACUCUUUGGUUCUAACCACAUGUAUUAUCUGAAAAACCCUAAAAACACUGAGAAAAGYGAAGGCUCUCCUGAUAAAGUUGACUGGGACUUUGCACAGAAAGAGAUUGCAGAGGCUAAAGGUUUUGCUACAGGCUUUGGUGCUGGUCAAAGUAAAGAGCAACAACUUGCCCAGGAACAAGUCUUGGAGCUGCUGCCAUUGGUCAGUGAAGUAAAUGCAGUCAGCGAGGAGUUGGACAAGGGAAAGACGUUUGAAGUCAUCCUGAUUUCUGCAGCUGCUCAAGGUCAAACUUCAUCCUCAGGAACCAAAGUUGCAGURAAGAUGAAAAGCAUGUUGAAUGGUAAUGUUUGGCUUUGGGAUCGUGGUAAAUUUAUGAACAGACGAUUCUUGAUACAGGAGAUGUACCAAAAGUUCAUUGAUGGUGARGACAUUUCCACAAUACCAAAAGAACAGGAUCCUUUCUGGGAAGACAUUGAAGACGUCUUGAUUGGAACAGCAAACUUGUUCUUGCAGAGCUUGGCUUUUGCCUUAGACUUCGAUGACAAAUUGACUGUCACAGAUUACAAGGGAUCUGAGGAAGCCUCUCUUGUUGUCAAUGUUACACCWUGCUCACAGACAGGCAAAGCACUUGAUGAAGACAACUUUGUUGAAAAUCCAUCUGAACUUCUCGACAAACCUUACCACUUUAAGGUCACUCUUCGCACUGGUGAAGUCCAUAAAUCAAGAUUUAGCAAAGGCAUCUAUGUCAAGUACAAGACRCAAAAYGAYGAGGAGUACACCUUGACAGAGACCAAAGUCAACACUCUGUCACCAGAAUUCAACCACAGCAAGAUCUUCUCAAUUCCCAAAGUCACUCAAGAGACUCUGGAUUGGUUUGACUCAGGGUGUAUCACCUUCUUAAUGUAUGGAAGACAGGAGGAUAUGGUACCUGAUCCAAAACUGGCUAAAAUGACUACAAAGGAGCUACGUCAAAUGGAACAUAUUAAAUCAGGACCAGGAUUGGGCAAUCGCACACAGACAAUGGUCGGAGGAGAUGACGUUGCGCAACUCAAGGCUGAAGUUGUUCUUUUGAAAAGGAAGAAUGAAAGACUGUUAAAGAAAGAAAAGAGAAUUCAGGAUUUGUGUGAAGAGUGGGGAAAGAAGCCUCCAGCUGAGCAGCAGUUUGAUGCAUUCCAUCGGGCCAUGUCAGCUGCAGCAAACUAUCAAAGUGGACGACUCAARUAUCGCAUUCAUAUGCUGACAACAGUUCUCAAAGCCCAAAAAGGCAUCACAGAAAAUGGUGGACAACUGAARAUUGACCAGAAACAACCAGCAGGAAGUCGUGCAUGUAGCUUGAUGUAACAACAUAAUCAUUAACUACUAUAAACCAACCAAGUAAAAAAUCCUAUGAAUUCAUUGGCAUCAUCCAUAAAAGUCUKGCUGGGCAGGUUCCUAUGCUAUACUCAACACAUUCUUUCAUCCCGUGUACCAUCAAAUUUUCAUGCCAGGCUGUACAUUAAGAUAGAAAUUCUCCUUKUUUUGAUGACCUUUUUGAUGUAUACAAUAAAGUUCUGAUGAAUGAUCCAAAAAGUGACAUUUUCAAGUUUUCUACGGUUCAGAAUAUAGUAUUUGCUAACUGCAGCAGAACUGGAAAAGAUAAACACCACAAGUUUUAUACUCUUCCGACCAAGAAAUGAGAAUAUUUGAAGGGGAAAAUGUUUAAAAAUGGAUUUGUCUUGUAAUCGUAUUUGUUGCAAAACUUUCAUUUCAUAAACAUGGAAAUUGGUUGCUUAGCAACCAGUGGUUGCUUAGCAGCAAGUGAUUGCUAUGUAACAAGAUAACUUGAGAAAGUGGUUGCAUAGCAACAUUUACUACKGGAGAGUAUUAGCACUUUCAUUGGGGCAUUAAGUAUGUGUACAAGGGUACACCUAUUGAUACUUGUGUCACUUCAUGGCUUAGAAGGAUAUAUUUUUCUAUUUUUCAGCACUGUACAUGUAGUAUAAGAAAACAGUGAUUUUUUUAAAUUAUUUCAGCAAUUAUUUUUCAAUAACCAAGGUGAUUAGCAAAAAUCCAAUAGAAAAAUGAUCGUUAUUACAUCACUAACGACUUGGAWUAGAUUGUACCUAUAUGUGAUUAAAUUACGCAGGUGGUGAUUUCAAUAUCUAAUUUAUUCUGUAAAAAAUUAUGAUUGUAUUUUGUAGCAUUGGUAUAAACUUGUUCUUUCAUAUUAUAAUAAAACAUUUAAUAAAUGUA
Exaiptasia diaphana is the source of this 4000-nucleotide messenger RNA. RefSeq names its product kinesin-like protein KIF28P. Gene Ontology annotation, biological process: microtubule-based movement; cytoskeleton-dependent intracellular transport. Gene Ontology annotation, cellular component: kinesin complex; microtubule. The record is from RefSeq and is a predicted model, not a curated record. The transcript has 27 exons. The coding region runs from base 137 to 3109 and encodes 990 amino acids. Lineage: Eukaryota; Metazoa; Cnidaria; Anthozoa; Actiniaria; Aiptasiidae. Gene Ontology annotation, molecular function: microtubule motor activity; microtubule binding; ATP hydrolysis activity.